Molecule: messenger RNA, 1397 nt
Organism: Mucor mucedo
Lineage: Eukaryota; Fungi; Mucoromycota; Mucoromycetes; Mucorales; Mucoraceae
Exons: 4
Biological process (GO): mRNA processing; spliceosomal complex assembly; protein deubiquitination
Molecular function (GO): cysteine-type deubiquitinase activity; zinc ion binding
Source: RefSeq, a predicted model, not a curated record
GACGAGCCGCAGUCAAAGCGAGCUCGUUUAGACUCUACACCUCCACCUGGAGACCAACAUGACGAACAAGUGGAACAAACAGAUUCGACCGAUCUUUAUUUAGACACGAUCAAUCGCCACAUGCUUGACUUUGAUUUUGAAAAAGUGUGUUCGGUUUCACUUUCACAAAUCAAUGUGUAUGCUUGUUUGACCUGUGGAAAGUACUAUCAAGGACGCGGUAAAUCAUCGCAUGCCUAUUUUCACAGUAUGGAUAAAGAUCAUCACGUCUUUAUUAAUUUGUCCACUUUAAAGGUGUACGUGCUUCCUGACGGUUAUGAAGUCGAUAAUCCUUCACUUAACGAUAUCAAGUACGUCUUGAACCCAACAUUGACGAAAGCGCAAGUAGCUGAAUUAGACACGAAUUUCAAAACGUCGUACGAUUUAAACAAUAAGAAAUAUUUGCCUGGAUUUGUAGGAUUAAACAAUGUGAAGGCUAAUGAUUAUGUCAAUGUGAUUAUUCAAGCCAUGGCUCAUAUUCCACCCAUUCGUGAUUACUUCAUCCUGACCGAUUUUGAAAAAAAGGGCUCGUCGCAACUGGUGUGUCGACUAAGUGCCUUGAUUCGAAAGAUGUGGAACCCUAAGGCGUUUAAAGGACAAGUCAGUCCUCAUGAACUCUUGCAGGAAAUUUCAAAUGCAAGUGGAAAACGGUUUAAAUUGACAGAACAAAGUAACGCUAUUGAUUUCUUGUCAUGGUUUCUAAAUACGUUGCAUAAGGAUUUAGGUGGUACCCGAAAGAAGAAUAGCAGCAUCAUUUAUAGACAGCUUCAAGGUGAAGUCAAGGUAGAAUCUCAGGAUUUUGGACCUUCUCAUCAGACGACGGAAAAGGAAGCGCUAUUGAUGUUUGAUGAACAAAAGGAAAUCAAGACAACGAUCUCACCCUUUUUAUUCUUGGCUUUGGAUUUACCAUUAGCACCAUUAUAUCAAGAUGAAAAGGAUAAAGAAAUUGUACCUCAAGUACCUUUAACGACGAUCCUUGCUAAGUUCGAUGGACACAAAGUACAAGAAGUGAACAACCAGAUGAAGCGUUAUAGUAUCACGCGUUUACCUCAGUUCUUGAUCUUUCAUAUCAAGCGAUUUCACAAGAAUAGUUGGACACAUGAAAAGAAUCCUACCAUUGUGAAUUUCCCUAUUAAAAAUGUGGAUAUGUCCAAAUGUGAGUAUUUUGGGUAUGUGUAUAUAGCGGUUUUACUUAUACGAUUGAUUAGUUACAAGUGAUCCUGAUGCUGAAAAGGUGGGAGACCAUUAUGAUUUAUUGGCCAAUAUUUGUCAUGAUGGUAAACCUGAUGCGGGUAAAGGUACAUACAAGGUUCAUGUGCGUCAUCGUGGUACAGAGCAAUGGUAUCAAAUUCAAGAUUUGA